This is a messenger RNA of Boleophthalmus pectinirostris (great blue-spotted mudskipper), 826 nucleotides long. Its product is annotated as histone H2B 1/2-like. Bases 8 to 382 code for a protein of 124 amino acids. Gene Ontology annotation, cellular component: nucleosome. Gene Ontology annotation, molecular function: structural constituent of chromatin; DNA binding; protein heterodimerization activity. The transcript has a single exon. NCBI's taxonomy places the organism in Eukaryota, Metazoa, Chordata, Actinopteri, Gobiiformes, Gobiidae. The record is from RefSeq and is a predicted model, not a curated record.
CAGAAACAUGCCUGAACCCGCCAAGUCCGCGCCCAAGAAGGGCUCCAAGAAAGCCGUGACCAAGACCGCCGGCAAAGGCGGCAAGAAGAAGAGAAAGACCAGGAAGGAGAGCUACGCCAUCUACGUGUACAAGGUGCUUAAGCAGGUGCACCCCGACACCGGUAUCUCCUCCAAGGCUAUGAGCAUCAUGAACUCUUUCGUCAACGACAUCUUUGAGCGCAUCGGCGGAGAGGCCUCCCGCCUGGCGCACUACAACAAGCGCUCCACCAUCACCUCCAGGGAGAUCCAGACCGCCGUGCGUCUCCUGCUGCCCGGAGAGCUGGCUAAGCACGCCGUGUCCGAGGGCACCAAGGCCGUCACCAAGUACACCAGCUCCAAGUAAACCGCUCCAUCGAACUCUACACCCCAACGGCUCUUUUAAGAGCCACCCACUUCACUAAAAGAGCUGCUGUGCAGUGUGGGCUAUCACUUUGCUCAUCAGUCUCCACGGAGACUGAUACAUUUGAUACUGUUAUAAAGUGUGCGGGAUCAAAUCGAGGUUAGUUAUGUCUACAGUAUUUAACUUCAAUCCAGGUUUAUUUGUGUAGUGGGGGUUGGCAUGACUGUUCGUAGACGAAGAUUCAUAGUAUGGCGUCGUGCGUAAUCACGCGCUUCCUUUCAGUCCUUGCUUUGAAAGCAUGAUACGUCUACUGUAUCGCGCAGUCACCAAACAAAACUCAUGUACGACCUUUUUAACUUGUUGCAUGACUAAAAUGAAAGCGCUUGUUUGCUGCUGCUAAUCUUGCAAUUUGCACAUUUAUUCCAUAGGCACCUUAUCACACGUACU